AUGCUGAUUGAUGCCACUGGGCUCUUGGAGUCGGGACGACGUCCCAUGCUUGAGUUUCUUCUUUUCCUCUUUUAUGGGGCAAAUAAGGACGUUUUAGAAGGGUUGAUGAAUCCCGCGACACAACCCAAUGCGCAGCGUGUGACAUUGUCGGCGCAGCAGAUCACCGAUGCUGACGGUGUGGACCGCCGCUUCACAGAGGUUGUGCGCGCCUCUUUCCUUGAGGAGCACAGCAUCGAGCUGGCGAGCAGUGGCGGCGCUGCGGAUUGGAACUGCGCGCUUCACAGGAGGAGGCGCCAUGUUGCUGGUGAAAGUGGUAGUGGUAGUGGUGAUGGUGUAUGA
Trypanosoma grayi is the source of this 339-nucleotide messenger RNA. RefSeq lists its product as hypothetical. The record is from RefSeq and is a predicted model, not a curated record. The transcript has a single exon. NCBI's taxonomy places the organism in Eukaryota, Euglenozoa, Kinetoplastea, Trypanosomatida, Trypanosomatidae. The coding region runs from base 1 to 339 and encodes 112 amino acids.